ACAGCACCAGCAGCAGCUCCCUCCCUCUCUCUCUCUCGCAUCGGAAAUCGGAAUCUCGAGCAGAACAUCUCCGGCCAUCGCCAUGUCUCAGGUGGACAACCGCAAUUCUUCAGCCGUCAAGCGCGCCAGAACGGACGGUAGCCGCAGGGAAGAUGAUUGGACUUGCCCUAGUUGUGGAAAUGUUAACUUUUCGUUCAGAACAACGUGCAACAUGCGAAAUUGCACUCAACCAAGGCCAGCGGAGCAUAAUUCGAAAUUUGCCAUGAAGCCCAUGCAAGCACCCCAGGGUUUUUCCUCCGCAUCACCAUACAUGGGUCCUGGGUCUCCUUCCUCUAUGUUUAUGGGUGUGCCACCCUAUGGUUCUUCUAUUUUCCAUGCGCCCUCCAUUUCUCCAUAUGAGGUACCUUUUCCUGGGGGCUCUGCUUAUCCUUACAAUUAUGGCAGCCGUCUUUCUCCUGGCAGCCCUUACAGAUCACUACACCUAUCUGGACCAGCACCAUAUUCAAGUGGACCCAUGAUGGGAAAUGGAAUGUAUGGUAUGCCCCCUAUGAUGGAGCGAUACGGAUUACGUUUGCCCAUGGCACCUAGUGGUAUGGGACCAAGGCCAGGCUUGUAUCCAGAUGAUAAAACUCAAAGAAAAGAUGCAACACGAGAUGAUGAUUGGACUUGCCCGAAAUGUGGAAAUGUCAACUUUUCCUUUAGAAUAGUUUGCAACAUGAGGAAGUGCAAUACUCCAAAGCCUGGAUCCCAGGUUUCAAAGUCUGAUAAAAGUUCGAAACAAAAAAUGCCAGACGGAAGCUGGAAGUGUGAGCAAUGUGGAAACAUAAAUUAUCCGUUCAGAACAAAAUGUAAUAGACAAAACUGUGGGGCUGACAAGCCUGCUGAACCUGAAAAGUCCCCUUCCCAGGACAAGGAUGAAAAUGAACAGUGAGUACUAGGACAUACAUGAGGGUUGAGAAGGUCCAGAGUUGUCGUCCAGCAUUGCCCAGUAUGGUUGUCUCAAAGUCAGUCUUGUUGUCCUCGUGUUGCAGUUGUUUUCAAGUUACUCAACCUUCCCAUGAAGUGUGCAGGUCAUUGUAAUGGUAUGGUUUGUCUUUGUGGAUCUGUUUGAUGAAUAAGGUGCCAGCCAUUUAGCAUUGGACGUAUUAUCGAGGUUGGUUCCAGUUGUCGUAGGUCAUUAUGCUCCUGCAACUAAGUUCUCAUUUCCAGUUGGUGCAAUAAUACCAAUGUACACUUGGUCUUUGUCGCUGGUUAAGAUAGGGGUAGGGUGUUACUUCUUUUCCUUGGUUCAGUUAUUAUUUAUGUGGUGAAGUAUUUUCAUUGUCGAAAGUCUGGAAUUUAUGAGUUUCGAAUUGUAGUGAAGUCAUUUGUCUCUA
Messenger RNA from Syzygium oleosum, 1376 nucleotides. RefSeq names its product ranBP2-type zinc finger protein At1g67325-like. Bases 83 to 931 code for a protein of 282 amino acids. NCBI's taxonomy places the organism in Eukaryota, Viridiplantae, Streptophyta, Magnoliopsida, Myrtales, Myrtaceae. The record is from RefSeq and is a predicted model, not a curated record. The transcript has 10 exons.